AUGGCGCCGUCACAUUUGAUUUCUUCAGUAACCAAUGGUGAUGAAGAGAGUAUUGAGAAAGUGCAGGUGGUAUACCAAAGCCUUGCACCGCAGCUCGCUAAUCCUUCUCCCCUAGCAAUGGGCGGCUUUGCAACAAGUCUCCUUACCGUUUCUCUUGCGAUGAUGGGCUUCCGAGGCGUUUCAAAUCAGACCGUUUUCGUCGGAGACCUAUGCUUCGUCGCCUGCGUUGCACUGCUUAUAUCAGCUCAGUGGGAGAUGGUCCGUGGUAAUACCUUUUCGUAUACAGUACUGAGUGCGUUUGGUCUUUUUUACGGUGGUUAUGGCAUGAUAAUGAUACCUUCAUGGGGUGUUGUUGAUGCAUUUGGUGGCUAUACGCCUGAAUUUUAUAAUGCAAUGGGGUUUUUUAUUCUAAUUUGGGCUGUUCUAAAUAUCUUUUUCCUUAUUGCAAGCGUUGCCUUUAAUUUUAUAUACAUUUGUAUAUUUAUCACAAUCGAAGUUUGCUUUACUCUAGAUGCAAGCUCGUACUUUGCACUUGCAGAUGGGAAUACGACAUUGUUCACUGCACUUCAGAAAGGCGCUGGCGUAUUCGGCUUCUUGGCAGGAUUGCUAGGCUUUUAUACUACCGCACAUUAUUUAUGUCAAGAUGUCCUUCCAUUCAAUAUUCCAAUGGGGGAUACUUCCCGGGUAGUUAAGCGGUGGAAAAAAGCAAAGGAUAUGGAAUAA
This is a messenger RNA of Trichoderma asperellum CBS 433.97, 723 nucleotides long. RefSeq lists its product as uncharacterized. The record is from RefSeq and is a predicted model, not a curated record. Gene Ontology annotation, molecular function: acetate transmembrane transporter activity. Gene Ontology annotation, cellular component: plasma membrane. NCBI's taxonomy places the organism in Eukaryota, Fungi, Ascomycota, Sordariomycetes, Hypocreales, Hypocreaceae.